CAUGCCUGCAGUGAUGCACCUCACCAUGCUGCUGUCCCUGUUUGCAGUGACAGUUUAUUCAGCAAACAGCACAACUUCCUCUGCAGCUAAACAGUCGCCAGAGACAACCACAGGUGUAGUUCAACACACCAGUUUGGCUGUGACAAAGGAUGUCACUUCAUCCACUAUGAAACCCACCAACACACAGCAGAGCACCACAGCAGUCACUACAGAAAAAGUGUCACCACCGCCCUCGACUCCUCCGCAAACACCCAACAGGACAGAAGAAACACCUCCGAACACUCCUCCUCAGACUACUACCACCAACCAGACGUCCAAUGAGACAGUUUCCCACGUAACGACACUCCCACCAACAUCAUCAAACGUCACUGCAACCACCACCAUAAACACAACUGGCCCAGCUCUUUCACACAAUUGGAAAAAAGAUGACUUGGCAGCAAAUCCCGGCCUUGUGGCCAUCCUUUGCAUCUUCUGCAUCGUCCUCGUCCUCGUGCUCGUGGUUGCCACUGUGAAAUGUAUCCGAUCCCCGAGGUCCAACUUUGAGAGGCUUGACGAUGUGCCACUAGGCAAUGUGAACGAGGAGUCUCCGUUCGCCCAUUACUCAAAAUGACAGAAGCAUCAGUCACUGAAGUCCAGGGGGAGUUCAGUCUGCUGUACAACUCUGAUGUUUCUGGACAGAAAAAAACACAGGAAUGUCGUCCAUGCACAACAAAAAGACAGGUUUUAUGUUUUUCUCUCAGGGUCUUAUUUCUUUACAUAGCACUUUUGUCAAUGACAGUGGAGUAUUUGUGCCCCAGCUUUGAUUGUUGACUUGCUCAUUUGGCUGCUUUUAAAUGUGCUGAUUUAGGCUCUGAAACUUAAUCAACUGUUGCACUAACUCUUCCUCCAUAGUUUCUUUUGAAAAGAAAAUCAGGGUAAAAGUGUACGGCAUUGUAAGCACUUACAAUUCAUAAUUACACUCUUACGUAAAAACAAGUUAUAACAACACAGGAAAGUUUCCAAAAUGAUUUAGGGAUUACAUAUGAAGAACAUAUGAAGACUUAGUAGUAGCUAGAAAUAAUGCCAACAAGUGCAGGUACAAUUAUAGUUUGACUUUCCUCUGUUAGACUGUAAUCCUGUCCAAUUACAUUAUUUCUGCCUUUAAUAAACUCAAACUCAAAACUAGUUAACAGUUCAAAGACAAAAUAGUUUUCACAUCUCUUCACAUAAAAAGUUCCAUCCAUCCAUCCAUCAACAACCGCUUAUCCUGCGUACACUGUCGCGGGACAUAAAAAGUUGACACAUGUAAUCUUCUACCAUUUUUUUCCCUGUGUGGCAAAGCUGCCACACACAUUCAUUCAUUUGCCCAUAUGUGACUCAGAUCUGAUCUUUUUAUAACAGUGUGAACAGGCCAAGUCACAUGGAAUCUGAUCUUUUCCAGUUCGGAAAUGGGCCACUUCCAUAUGUGGUCCUAAUCCGAUACAGAUCGGAUCUUUUUAAAUGCGAUCUCAGUCUGGAUACUCAGGUCGCAUUUGAUGCGACUUCUUCCAAUCAAGAAUUAAAUAUUCAGACUACUUUCAUGCUAUUUUGGCCUACAGUAAUUUUGCUGUAGGGCAACAUGUUCAGGGAUGCUGUAAAUCCAUGCUUUUAAAAAUCUGGGUCACACUCCGUGUGCAUUAUACAAUUUCUGUCAGACAGAUGUAACAUAGAAAAGUGUGAUGUUUACAUUGAAAUAAAAUUAAUAUUCCCAAAACACA
Molecule: messenger RNA, 1736 nt
Organism: Micropterus dolomieu (smallmouth bass)
Lineage: Eukaryota; Metazoa; Chordata; Actinopteri; Centrarchiformes; Centrarchidae
Product: integumentary mucin A.1-like
Exons: 4
Coding region: 2-610 (202 amino acids)
Source: RefSeq, a predicted model, not a curated record